GCCGCCCGGCACUACCUGCUGCCGCGCUUCUCAUCCUCGGCGGCCGCGGUCGGAGAACGGGCGGCGGAGUUCCCGCAGCGCCGGAAAGUUCUGUUCUGUAGGGUAAAAAUGAAUGUCGGAGUUGCCCACAGCGAGGUGAAUCCAAACACGCGGGUGAUGAGCAGCCGUGGGAUGUGGCUGACGUACACGCUUGGAAUCGGCCUGCUUCACAUCGUCCUGCUCAGCAUUCCUUUCUUUAGUGUCCCUGUCGCAUGGACUUUAACAAAUGUGAUUCACAACCUGGGAACGUAUGUCUUCUUGCAUGCAGUAAAGGGGACUCCUUUUGAAACACCUGAUCAGGGGAAAGCGAGGCUCCUGACACACUGGGAACAACUGGAUUAUGGAGUACAAUUUACAUCUUCAAGAAAAUUCUUCACAAUCUCUCCUAUAAUUCUGUACUUCCUGGCGAGUUUCUACACGAAGUAUGAUCCGACACACUUUAUCUUCAACACCACCUCUCUUCUGACAGUGCUUAUCCCCAAGCUGCCACAAUUGCACGGUGUUCGAAUCUUUGGCAUCAAUAAAUACUAGACAGAAGGUGUGAUGCUGACUGAUCCUGA
Molecule: messenger RNA, 599 nt
Organism: Centrocercus urophasianus (Greater sage-grouse)
Lineage: Eukaryota; Metazoa; Chordata; Aves; Galliformes; Phasianidae
Gene: ORMDL1
Product: ORMDL sphingolipid biosynthesis regulator 1
Exons: 4
Coding region: 109-570 (153 amino acids)
Biological process (GO): ceramide metabolic process; intracellular sphingolipid homeostasis; negative regulation of ceramide biosynthetic process
Cellular component (GO): endoplasmic reticulum membrane
Source: RefSeq, a predicted model, not a curated record